This is a messenger RNA of Exophiala viscosa, 2029 nucleotides long. RefSeq lists its product as uncharacterized. NCBI's taxonomy places the organism in Eukaryota, Fungi, Ascomycota, Eurotiomycetes, Chaetothyriales, Herpotrichiellaceae. Bases 221 to 1933 code for a protein of 570 amino acids. The record is from RefSeq and is a predicted model, not a curated record. The transcript has a single exon.
GUGCCGGACAGUCCACCUUGUAUUGGGAAGGUAAAUUGUUGAUACCCGGACAGUACUUCAUCCAUGAAGUCAUACGUUCUUGGACAACCCCUACUUGGUGAAAGCUGUGCCAAGGAAGUGGCCGGAUUACGCAAGUCAAUUGCCCAGUUGGAACCUUUCGACUGACCUUCACUCACCUGCGCCUCCACGCAAAACGAGUACGGUUUCGCCGAUCUUUCCCAUGGAAGCAGAGUGCUCUUUAGAGCUUCCCGUCAUCAUCUUUGCAGCCAACACUACACAGCAGGCUCUUAACAAAUGUGCCAUCAACAGUCAUUCUGCACGUUAUGCUCACUUGAAGCGCCGUCAAAGCGAGAAGAAACAGCAUACGCCCGGCGAUCCUAAGGGCAGUCAUAUAGUGCACCAUCGAGACUAUCCGGAGGAACUCAAGCAUCAAUGGACUCCUUCCGUCUCCGAUUUGUGUCCAAAUACGCUCGAUCCUUUCAUGACUACCGCUGUGAAUAUUGAUAAUGAAAUUCGAUAUGUGCUUCUCGCCAAUCGAGACUGGCUACUUUCAUUUGCUGCCCGCCAGUAUUCCACUCAGCACAAAGUACGAGGCCGGAACUACACUACUUGGUUUACCAAACAAGCAACAACAGCAUUGAACGACGAAUCAACCGCCUACGGUUGCAUUGCACUUUACGCAAGUCGUGCCCGCUUCAUCACGUCAAAUCACCGGAUGAACGCCUCCGUACUCGCAUAUCGAACCUUGGCCAUGGCUGGGUUACAGAGGAACCUGGGGAGCGGCAUAGUCGGUAAAGAAGAGGCUACAUGCACGACAGUAUACUUGUUGUAUACCGCCGAGUUGACUGCCCAGGAAUAUUCAAGUGCCGCGUUUCAUGCCCGAUUCUUACGCUCUAUCCUUCAGCCACCAAAGCCGUCACAGCGGAGCUUCAACCCCAACCCCGGCCUCAUUAGAGGGAUUUUGUGGCAGGAUAUUCACAGGGCAGUCUUUACCUAUACUCGACCAAUUCUUGAUCUCGAGAGGUGGGAAGAGGAUUUCCUUCCCAGAAGUUGUCUUCAAAGCAUCAAAAGAAAUUGUCGGAGCCUGGUUGGUGAACACCUACUUCCUCAACCUUCCGACUUACAUAUCGACUACCCUGCACUUCAAGAUAACCGGAUUCGCGAGAUCUUGGAGGAGAUUCGGUAUUACUCCAAGAUUGCCGGUGUACUGAGCAGUAUCAGCAGUGUCAAGGCUGUCAAGUUGUUGAACGAUAUGUGCUCGCGGGGAUUGAUUAUGGUCGGCCACUUGCUCAACGAGCAAUUAGACUGGGAACGAGAUGCGUCGGAUGGGGUACUUGUUUGCUCUCCACGCUUAUACGAGGAUCGAAUUGCCUGUAUAUGCGUCAUGUUCUGGAUUCGAACCAUGCUCCAGUAUGAGCGGCAGGCUCUUGAUCGCAAGAUGCUGGGACAAUACUCGAAACACCUUGCGAGCAAAACCAUGCUGAGUCGAAUAAAAGAUUACUUUGUGGCUACAGCGAACGACGCCUCUAUCAACAUCAGCGCACCAUCUUCACGGUUCCGUCUUUGGUGUCUGUAUGUCGGUGCUAUUGCUGAACAGGACCUUAUGGAGGCAGAGAAUGUUUGGUUCGACGAUUAUCACAACAUCGAGUUUGUUCGGCAUGCAAAGAUGAUGGGUAUACCUGACUGGAGUACCGUCAGGGAUAUUCUGACAGGAUUCACCUACUUUGAGCCUAUCGCUCCAUAUGCUGAGUUCUGGUUUGCGAGGUUCAACGCGACAGGAUCCGUCGUGAUGGAAGGGGGCUGCGGGUAUACGCAAUGCGCACAAUCUGAUGGUAUCAGGGCCACGCAGAAGGAAGAAGAGGAUAUGUCGUUUCUCAAUGCACGGCCCGACGAGCGGCAUAUCUAUUUUCGCCUGGGUAUCCUGGACUUUUAGCCGUAAGCAUGUUAUGAGAAGUCCAAUUCCCUACAUAGAGAUACCACAAGUCCAGAAGUGGGAGCUUCCUUCUAAUUCCUAUUCCGGUGAAGUAAA